UAAAGUUUGUGCUAUAAAUGUUACACUUUUAUUUUUUAUUUGUCUUGAAAUUUUAAUUCAUUCAACUCGGUCGUCGAUUCCUCGACUCGAGAAAUGCGUUUCCCCAACAGAUGGGGAAUCCCCCGGGUGGACCAAAUUACCAGGGUCAAAUCCGGAAGUCAAAGGCACCCAAUCAAAUCCUUUAAAUCACUUUCCAUUUAGCCGUCCAAGGAAAACAAUUCCCCUCUCCCUUCUUCUCCUCCCUUCCCAAAGGUCAGACCCUCACCGUUUCCUGUGGCAGCUCCCUCUGUAGGUGAUCACACCACCUCCGCUACCCAUUUUCUCCUUUGACCGCGUCCCACCGCCGCCGUUGCCGCCCAUAGUCUCCUCUGCCCAUCCGGCUUCCUCGUCUACCAACCCUAGUUUAGGAGUAUAAACCUCUUUCCGGCCUCCGAAACUUGGUUCUAAGAUCUGUUCUUUUUGGUGGGGUGAGAGCGGGGGAAGAGGAAAGGCGGGAUCUUGAUCUUGUACGCCACAAGAUUCUUGAAGAAAACCGCUGAGGAAGAGGGGAGGAGGUAGAGAAUGGGGAGUACGUGGAGGAAGGUGACGAGGGCGCUGGGUCUGAACCUCUGCGUCCAAGUCCCGAGGGAAAUGCUUCACGACGACGACGGGGGGUCUCGCCCCGGUGGGUCCGCCGCCGGACGCAGGGCCUCCGUCGCCGCCUCGAGCACCACUUCCUCCCCGGCGGGGUCGGUGGGGGCGUCGGAUUUCCGGGCCCUGAUGCCGACGAUGUCCGGUGGCCUCCGGCUAUCUAAAUCCGGUAGCAGAUCGUCACAGAAAUGUGCUAUCUGCCUUGGAUCGAUGAAGGCUGGAGAUGGUCAUGCACUCUUCACAGCUGAAUGCUCCCACACGUUCCAUUUCCAUUGCAUCACGGCGAACGUAAAUCAUGGCAACUACGUCUGCCCUCUCUGCAAAGCCACAUGGAAGGAGAUCCCUCUCCAAGCUCCCCAGGCUCUUGGGCAUCCUCAUCAUGGGAGAGCCAGGGUAAACCCAGUCGUGGAGGAUGGUCGUAUGCAUGUUGUACGCCGGCUCCCUCGUGCGGCUUCCGCAAACAGGCGGCGCAAUCACUUUCCUUCUUACUUUUAUGGUUCAGAACCGAGCAGUUUUAACGAUGAUGAGCCUCUGGAUCUGCAAUCUGCAGCAGCCAGAGAUCUCCGUCAAGGUCGUCCUGAGAUGGUAGAGGUCGAGAUACAUCCUGAAUUCUCAGCCAUAGCGCAAUCUGAUUGCCUGGAGAACUUCGCCGUCCUGAUGCAUGUGAAGGCUCCUCAUGCUACCAUGAACCAGAGCCCCCGGUCGAACCUCACCGCAGGCUCUACUGUGCUGCAGAACGUUCGUGCUCCGGUAGACCUGGUCACGGUGCUGGAUGUCAGCGGUAGCAUGGCGGGCACCAAGUUGGCGCUUCUCAAGCGUGCCCUGAGUUUUCUGAUCCAAAAUCUUGGGCCCUCUGAUCGCCUUUCAGUCGUUGCCUUCUCUUCGACGGCGCGCCGACUCAUCCCCUUGUGCCGGAUGUCUGACUCUGGCCGACGACAGGCCUUGCAAGCCGUCAAUUCUCUGGUGUCCAGCGGUGGGACAAACAUCGCUGAAGGCCUCAAGAAGGGGUUCAAGGUGAUCGAGGAACGGAGGGAGAGGAAUCCAGUGUGCAGCAUCCUCCUCCUCACCGAUGGCCAGGACACUUACACCUUAUCCUCGAGCGGCAGUGGAGCUCAACGCUCACAACCGGACUACAAAGUACUUGUUCCGUCCUCCAUUCUCAGCAGCACAGCGGUAUCUGUCCAUUCUUUUGGUUUUGGCGCGGACCACGACUCUGCUGUCAUGCACGCAAUUGCAGAAAUUUCUGGUGGCACCUUCUCCUUUAUUGAAUCAGAGGGCGUGCUUCAGGAUGCCUUCGCACAAUGCAUCGGUGGCAUCCUGAGUGUGGUGGUGCAAGAGUUGCGGCUGGGCGUGGAGUGUGCACAUCCUGGAGUACGACUAGCUCCCAUCAAUUCCGGCAGCUACAGAAACCAGUUGUUGAAUGAUGCUCGGACUGGAUUUAUUUACGUGGGCGACCUUUAUGCCGACGAAGAGAGAGACUUCCUGGUUUCGGUGAAUGUGCCGUUCGCCAUCGAAGAGAUCGUGCUGCUCAAGGUUGCCUGUGUCUACAAGGACCCGGUUUCGAAGGAUACUGUUCAUUUGCCGAUCAGAGAGGUGAGGAUCCAAAGGCCACAGGUCGUCUCGUCUCAAACUCCAUCAAUCGAGGUCGACCGCGAGAGGAACCGCGUCCAGGCCGCCGAGGCCAUGUCAAAUGCGAGGGCUGCAGCCGAGCGAGGUUUUCUGUCUGAUGCAGUUUCGAUUCUGGAGGAGCGUCGGAGAAUACUGUCGGAGUCCCUGGCGGCGCGGGCGAGCGACCGAUUGUCCCUGGCUCUGGAUGCAGAGCUGAGAGAGAUGCAAGAGAGGAUGGCAAGCCGACAGCGGUACGAGGACUCGGGGCGCGCUUAUGUGCUGUCGGGGCUGAGCUCGCACUCAUGGCAGCGAGCAACCGCGCGUGGGGACUCCACCGACGGUUCCAGCCUCCUCCAUUCUUAUCAGACGCCGUCAAUGGUCGAAAUGCUACACCGUUCCCAGACGCUGCGCGACUCACCCCGGCGUCCUGCCCCACCCAUCCAGCCAACCAGGUCCUUCCCAUCUCGGCCACGACCAAUCUAGUGACGGUGAACAAUUGCAAGGAAAAAAAGAGAAAGCUACGGAUUCGAUGGUAUACGUUUUCGUGGAAUGAGAUGGAAUGAGAUGGAAAGUGGGUGGAACGUUGGUGUAGGGUUGCAGGGGAGAAGGUAUAGGUAUGUUGCUUUUGGUUUCGGUGUUGUACAUAGGAGAAGGUCUUCCUUGAAGACGAUUGUAAGAGGUAUUGAUCUCUGCAAAUACUUGGGGGUGCAUUCUUCUAUCUGAAUCGUGUAGCUGCCUGGGUCAGAUACUUUCUUCUCAAAUCUGUGCUCUCAUCUACUAGUAGUAACCUUUCCCUUUGGCUACGGUAGAUGGUUCCGCCAUGGCUCUCCUGCAACAUCAGUUUCCUUCUUUCCAUUACAGUAUUGCAGAACUCAGUGUCUUCAUUAA
Musa acuminata subsp. malaccensis (wild Malaysian banana) is the source of this 3126-nucleotide messenger RNA. RefSeq names its product E3 ubiquitin-protein ligase WAV3. Lineage: Eukaryota; Viridiplantae; Streptophyta; Magnoliopsida; Zingiberales; Musaceae. The record is from RefSeq and is a predicted model, not a curated record.